AUGGCGACCCCAAUGCGAUCAUCUCGGGCGAAAGCCUCACCAAUUUUGACCUCUUUGGUGUGUGGCUUCCUGCUGUACUUUGGAGUUCCCAUGGCUUUCUCCACCUUGGCCGGUCAUCCUAAGACCUCGCAGCAGCGGAGGCAAUUCAGCGUGGCCCGUCGCGGUGAAAGCGCCACCGCCGAAAAAACCGAGACGGCCGAGGGAGCCGAGGGAGAGGAGUUUGAGUUUCAGGCCGAGGUGGGCAGAGUGAUGGACAUCAUCAUCAACUCCUUGUACUCCAACAAGGACGUGUUCCUGCGCGAGUUGGUCUCCAACGCAGCGGACGCCUGCGACAAGAAGCGCUUCUUGGCGCUCACCAACAGCGACGCGCCGCCGGAGCCCAUGAAGCUGCGCAUCAACACCGACAAGGAUGCCAGAACACUCACCAUCGAGGACAAUGGCGUCGGCAUGUUGAAGGAGGAGCUCAAGGAGAACUUGGGCCGCAUCGCCCGGUCAGGAACCGCCAACUUCGUGAAGGAGCUGGGAAGCGGUGACGCAGAUGUGAGUUUGAUCGGCCAGUUUGGUGUGGGUUUCUACUCCGCUUUCCUGGUGGCCAACAAGGUGGACGUCUAUUCCCGAAGCUUCAAAGAGGAGUCGGAUGGAAAGACCUGGUUCUGGUCUUCCACAGGACAUUCCUACAAAAUCGUGGAGGCUCCAAAGGAGGACUUCUUUGGUGAGCAGAGCGGCACCAAGAUCGUGCUGCACCUCAGGGAGGAAGCGCAGGAGUACUUGGACACCGGCAAGCUGUCAGACUUGCUGAAGAAGUACAGUGAGUUCAUCACUUUCCCCAUCGAGCUCUUCAAUGAGAAGGUCCAUUACGACCAGGUGCCCGAUGAGUCCGCACCACCUCCCAAGGAGGGUGAGAAGCAGAAGAUGAAGAGUGUGCCACGCUCCGUCUAUGAGUGGGACAUCAUGAACAAGAUGAAGCCCAUCUGGCUGCGAAACCCGGAUGUGGUGAACCAGUCUGAAUACACCGAGUUCUACAAGACCACCUUCAAGGCCUUCGAUGAGCCCAUGACUGUGACACACUUCAAGGUGGAAGGUCAGAUCGAGUUCCGCGCCCUGGUUUUCAUCCCCUCCACCAUGCCCUUCGAGCUCACGCGCGACAUGUUCUCACCGGAGGGCCGGGCCAUGCGGCUCUACGUGAAGCGGGUCUUCAUCAACGACAAGUUUGAGGACCUGGUGCCUCGCUGGCUGACCUUCGUCCGUGGUGUGGUGGACUCUGAGGAUCUUCCGCUGAACGUGGGACGAGAGAUCCUGCAGAAGAGCCGAACGUUGAAGAUUAUCCGCAAGCGAGUGGUGCGCAAGGUGCUUGACACCAUCGAUGACCUCCGGGAGAGCAAUCCUGACAAGUUUGAGUCCUUCUGGACCAGCUAUGGCAAAUACUUCAAGGUUGGUUUGGUCGAGGAUUUGGAUUACAAGGAUGAGUUGAAGCGCUUCGUCCGUUUCUGGUCUUCCAAGAGCGGUGACAACCAGACCAGCUUGGAUGAGUACAUCAGUCGAAUGAAGGAAGGCCAGGACAAGAUCUACUUCGUGACCGGUGAGGGCAAGCGCGCCGCAGAGAUUGCACCUGCCAUGGAGAAGAUGAGGCUCAAGGACUAUGAGGUGCUGUACAUGGUGGAUCCUUUGGAUGAGAUUUGCAGUCAGAGUAUCGUGGACUACGAGGGAAAGAAGUUGGUGGAUAUCAACAAGGCCGGCCUGGACCUUGAAAAGAGCGAAGAGGAGAAGAAGGAGUUGGAAGACACCAUCAAGGAAUAUGAGACCCUUGCAACCUGGUUGAAGAAGCAGCUGGGUGAGCGAGUGCAGAAGGUGCAGGUCUCCGACCGCUUGGUGGAAUCGAUGGCCACCCUCGUGCAGGGAGAGUGGGGUAUGUCUCCAAUGAUGCAGCGCUACAUGAAGUCCCAGACCACCAGUGGCGCUCAAGAUAGUGCCUUUGCCAUUGGAUCUCGAAACCAGGCUAUUCUGGAGAUCAACCCAACCCACAGUGUCAUCAAGGCACUGAAGAACCUCAUGGAGACUAGUCCAGACUCCUCUGAGACGGAGGACAUGGUCAUGAUGGUGUAUGAAACAGCUGCUUUGAUCGGUGGCUACACCAUUGAAGACCCAGGUGACUUCGCCAAGCGAGUCACAAAGCUGAUGGAAUUCCAAGCAGAUUCAGGAUCAGCACCUGGUACCCAGGAUGCUGAGAUCGUCGGAUGA
Molecule: messenger RNA, 2238 nt
Organism: Cladocopium goreaui
Lineage: Eukaryota; Dinophyceae; Suessiales; Symbiodiniaceae
Source: the annotation of a GenBank genome assembly